Messenger RNA from Biomphalaria glabrata, 2325 nucleotides. RefSeq names its product kinesin-like protein KIF15. Gene Ontology annotation, biological process: microtubule-based movement. The record is from RefSeq and is a predicted model, not a curated record. Gene Ontology annotation, molecular function: ATP binding; microtubule motor activity; microtubule binding. The coding region runs from base 23 to 442 and encodes 139 amino acids. NCBI's taxonomy places the organism in Eukaryota, Metazoa, Mollusca, Gastropoda, Planorbidae. The transcript has 8 exons.
UUAAUUUACAGCUGCAAUAUAUAUGGGUCCAUCAAUCAGAGAUUCAAUUCAAAUAUUGCUAAGAGUUCGCCCUCCUGAUCCAAGUGAAAAAGACUUUGCACCACGAGUUCUGGAUGUUAACACUGCAGACAAUGCCAUUAUUCUUCACACAAAGCCAGAGCCCACAAUUUUCACCUAUGACAAUGUAGCAGAUGCUGACACCACACAGAAUCAUGAAUCUCAGCUGACAGCCAAAGAAGAAGAACUGCAAAGAGUGAACAUGACUCGUCAGAAAUUUGAAAAAGACAACAAAGUUUUACAAGCUAUGUUGAAGCACACAGAAGUUUGUGAGCAGAAAGCUCCUGAAGUGCCAAAUUUUCAAGUUAUUAAGAAAAUUGAAUUAGCCUAUAGCCACAAGAUGGAAGAGUUUGAGAGGUCAAUCUUUGGCAAAGAUAAAAAGUAGCUGAGUUAUUAUUUGAAGUAGCAAAAUUAAAAGAGGAACUUCACCUUGCCAGGGAAACACAUGCAUCUGUUUUAAAAGACAGGAAUUGCAAUAAAAUGGGUGCUGAAUUUCAGAGUGCUGUGCCUAUGCAAGGAGGUGCUAUUGGUGAGCCUGGAGAGAGAAAGUCAUCUUCAGAAAAAAAUGGCUCGGUUAGAGGAAGAGCUCUAAUAAAAGAAACAAAAAUGCCAGAAAUAAAUGAACAAUCUUGGAGAAGUAAAAAAAAGUGAAUGAACUAAUAACAUCCUUUUAAAGAGUCACUGUUUUGGUAAAAGCAGUAUAAAGUUUGUUUUUUUAUACCAAUCAAUGGUUAUAAUUCAAUUGAAAGCCACUUCAUUCUUCUUAAAAAAUCCAGUACAAGAGAUACAGUACUUGUAAGCAUGUCAACGAUUGGUUGAAUCCUACCAGUAUUUAAAUAAACAUAUAUUUUAGUUUGAUGCCCAAGAUUGGCAUUGACUCUAGACAAAUAAUUGUGUUUCUACACAGUUUGACUGUAAAAGAAAUAUGUCGAGAUAUUUUUGUUAAGAUUUUUCUUAAGUUCAAGCUACUACACUCUUUUAGUCAAUAAGUUCUACAAUGGAAUUUUAAAAGAUGUUUAUGGAAAUUGUCUUUCAUUUCACUAGCCAUUUGUUUCUCAUAAAAAUUGUGGAAUUGAAAAUGUCUGUUACAUGUGCCUCUAUAUCUAAUAUUUAUGAAUAUAUAUAUAUAUAUAUAUAGAAUAUCCUCUGCUUAAAAGUAUGCUUUAUUGGAAUAUGUUUGAUGUCAAUACUUGUAAUAAAAUGAACAAGAGGUGUUUCACUCUAGUAGUUUAAAUUUUCAUAAGUUAUGAACUAGAGGCCUUAAAUAAAAUUGACUACUUUUGGAUAAAUUUGUCAUCUCUGUUGAUGUACAAAUAAUGUAACUAGGCCUCAAGGUUUCCUAAAUUGAGCAAAGAGAAAGAGCAUCCACAUUUAUCUUUUUCUAGAAAGAACAAAAAUAAAGCUCAAAUAUUUCUCCUAUUUUGACACAAUUUAAGAAAAAUAAUAUGACCAUUUUGUAGGAGCUCGCAAGGUUGAAUUUAUAGGUAGGCUAUUUAGGCAUGGUUGUAUUUUACACAGCUACAACUGUAUUAAUACAUAAAUAAGCCGUCCUAUUGUAAAUAUGUACUGUACAUAAAGAAUUAGUAGAAAUAGCUAUUUGAUCUCAUGUAUUGUCUUGAAUCCUUUUUUUUUUUUUUUGUUGGUGUUUUGAUUUUUCUGAAUAACUUAUAUGUUAAACUACUUGUAUAAUAUGUUUGUAAAUAUUCAUAUCAGAUAAUUUCUAUUGCUGUUUAUUAUGACAGUCUUAAUUUUAAGGAAGUUGGAAGUUUUUUUUAUUAUCAACACAGACCAUGAGCUCUAUUAUAACUGUCUGUCUGGUCUUUCAGUUUUUCUUUUGGGUCAUCUUUGUUUCAUUGUGGCAGUCUGUAUUUAUAUUUAGUGUAUUCUUGCCAUUUUAUGCCCAUAAUUGAACCCAGACUCCUUUGGUUCAAUCCUUCUAACACCCUUAAAUGCUUUGCAUUUAGCUGCCAAAUCUGAGAGCCAUAAUGAAGUGCUUCGGGGCCACUGCCUGGUAGAUAUGUAACUAUUUAUCUAUCACGUAAUUGCAGAAGUUUGGGCCCUUUGAGUCCACCCAACUCUAAUGGGUACCUGGCAUUAGUUGAGGAAAAGUAAAGGCGGUUGGUCAUUGUGCUGGCUACAUGAUACCCUCGUUAACUGUAGGCCACAGAAUCAGAUGACCUUUACAUCAUCUGCCCUAUAGACCACAAGGUCUGAAAGGGGAACUUAACUUACUUACUUAAUUGCAGAAGUGUCGAACAUACAAACAUU